Messenger RNA from Panicum virgatum (switchgrass), 955 nucleotides. Its product is annotated as phytosulfokines 5-like. The transcript is spliced from 2 exons. Gene Ontology annotation, biological process: cell population proliferation. Lineage: Eukaryota; Viridiplantae; Streptophyta; Magnoliopsida; Poales; Poaceae. Gene Ontology annotation, cellular component: extracellular region. Bases 147 to 557 code for a protein of 136 amino acids. Gene Ontology annotation, molecular function: growth factor activity. The record is from RefSeq and is a predicted model, not a curated record.
CUCGCCCGCUCGACGCCACCACGGUUCCAACAGCGCCAAACAGGCAACACACCACACCCAAAGCAACCUCUCUUCCAGUCCAGUAGUAGCAGAAAGCUUCUCCUCUUGCCCUUGGACAACACAGCCACAGCCCACAUCCCACAGAGAUGAUGAAGAUGACGAGGCGUUGCGGCAGCAAUACCUCUUCGCCGCUCGCGGCUGUUGUCCUGCUCCUCUUCCUGACGAUGGUCUGCUUCUUCCACUGCGCGGCAGCGGCAAGGCUCCUGCCCGCUGCCGUUGCUCCUCUUGUUCACCAAGGGAAUGGUGCCAAGGCUGCUGCUGCGGCUGUAGAUAAUGGCCUGGUAGUGCUUCAGGAUGGCGCCGCGGGCACUGGGGAUGAUGAGCUCUCGUCUGUCUCCGAGGUGAGAGCAGAAGAGACGAUGAUGAUGGGAGCAGAGGAGGUGGAGGAGCCGGCAACCGAGUGCGAGGAGGGGAACGACGACUGCCUUCAGCGGCGGCUCCUCAGCGACGCCCACCUCGACUACAUCUACACCCAGCACAAGGGCAACAAGCCAUGAUGAGGAGCCUGGAGACGACGACGACGACCUGGACGUCGAUCUGUUGCCGGGUGCUACGGUCGGGGCUGGGCACGUAUGCCGGACAGUCGACGUACGGAGGCCGCUAGCUAGCUUGAUUCUGUCGCUUAACAACAGUGACCAGCAACUAGGAAUUCCAGCAUAUAUGCAUAUGUGUGACGUCUGUCUGUACAUCUCCAUGCCUACAUGGUAGAUUCGAUUUCUUUAGCGUCGAGCAGAGUAUGCUGCAUGAAACGGUGCGUGAAAGGCGACUGCCUAUGCACUAUGCUAGAUUGCUAGUUUACUUGUUUGAUCUACUUACAUCGAGUGUAAUUUGUCUAGCUGUGUACCUAUAUGAAGCUGCGCACCCCCUAAGUUACCACUAUGUUUAUUUGCAAUCA